Molecule: messenger RNA, 20842 nt
Organism: Ochotona princeps (American pika)
Lineage: Eukaryota; Metazoa; Chordata; Mammalia; Lagomorpha; Ochotonidae
Gene: FSIP2
Product: fibrous sheath interacting protein 2
Exons: 23
Coding region: 29-20779 (6916 amino acids)
Source: RefSeq, a predicted model, not a curated record
GACCUGGGGGCUAAGGCCGGGACCAGCCAUGGAGCUGUACCUCAGCGCCUGCUCCAAGGCCGCCAACGUCACCGCCGCCAAGACAGCCGCCAGCAGCCUGGCCGCAGACAGUCAGCAGUGUGGAGAUGGUACACACAAAACCCACUUUCCCGGAGUGGGAGCGGCGCAGCUGCUGGAUCUGCCGCUUGGGGUCAAGCUGCCUGUGAUCCCUGGAAGUGACACUGUGUUCUUUACUACCAAUAUAAGUGAAAAGCUUUUUCGACCUUCUUAUGGUUUUAACCUGACUGAUCCUUAUUGCCGAUUAUUGGAAAACCAAUAUAAAAGUCUGCAUGAUCCACAUUUAAGAGCAUACUAUAAACGCAAAGAUAUCUUAAGAAGAUUGAAGAAAGGUGGCUACAUCACCAGCAAUAAUAAAAUUGUGUGUACAUUGAGGGAAUUGAAUAAGUACAGACAAUAUCUUACCAGUUUAAAAUUAGACUUUGAAAGAAACUACAUUAGAGAACAAAAAAUGCUUGCAAAGCAGCUACACAGGCUACAGGAAACUCCAAUCCCUGGAUGUUCUGGUGUUACACACUUCCAAAAUUGGUUCUUACAAGGAGGCACCCAAUCUGUUAAGGACCGGGAGCGUUUAAUAAGGCACAGAUACUUGGAUAUGAUAAGUCGGGAAUUAGAACAACGUGAACGCACAGCAGAAGAACAGCGCCUACUGCGCAUGGAUAGAGAAGAAAGACAACAGCGGGAACACACCAGAAGGAAGCUGAACCUCCGCAGAAAAAUUGAAGAGGAAUGGAAGACAAAAGAGAUGCUGCUUCUGACACGAAUCGAAGAAGAUGUCAAAAGGGAACAGAGAAUAGAAGAACAACGACGAAAAAACAGAGAAGAGAGUGACAGAAAGAAGCAAGCCCUUCUCGAAAGAAAAAUGGCUUAUCAUUUACAAAAAAUGCAAGAUACUGGUUUUAAAGAAGAUGAUGUGGGAAAAAGUGUAUAUGAUUAUAGAGGACAAGAUGGACCACUUGGUGAAUCAUCUCCAAAGAAGAAAAAGAAAAGUUCUGAUGAUAAAAAGUUACUGUAUCCUGUUGAUGACCAGAAAAUGUAUAAAGAAGCACAAGGGCAGGCAUCAAAUACUGCUUAUUCUCAAAGUAAUACAAAGGAUAUCUUAAAAAAAUCAGCUUCACUUGUUGUUCCACCAGAUGUACAGGACGAUACAGAAAAAAAGCUAACUAAAAAAUCAAGUGUUUUUGAUAUUAGAGGAGCUAUAUACACAUCAGCUCAAGAAUCAACCAUGUCAGCUCAACCAUCACCCACAAAAAUUUUUCCCAGAUCUUCACAGUCCUUUUUGGAUCCUCAGAAAAGCGAGAAAGAUACGAAUGUUGACUGGAAUCAAAGAACAGCUAAGAGAUCAAGCCACUUCUGUGAACCAGGACCUCAGACUCGUGAUACAGCUGCAAGUAUUUUUCCUAAUCCAGUGUACUCAAACACGCAGCAGAAUCUCCUGCAAAAUUGCUUGCAUGAAAAAGUAACUUCUGAAGAGCUGUAUAGUAUAAUUCAGAAUAUAAUGACCUGGGUUGUGGCUACAGUGACCAGCAUAUUAUACCCAGCAAUUACAAAGUAUGAAGAAAGGUUACAAAAUAUUACAUACCCUGUUUCUGAUGAUUCAGUCCUCUCUUCGGAUAGUUCAAGCUUCUGCAGCACCUGCAGUGAAGAGUUUGCCUAUGGAAACUACACAUCUACAACAACUAAAACAUUUCAGACAGAGCCUUGCACAUUUGAAGUUGACAUGUCAGCAAGGAGACCAACCACAGCUUUCAAACCUCCUUCUGCGCAUGUGGAAAGAAGAGUUGUAGGGACAACAUACCACAGGGCAGGACCAUCUUUAACAUCUGAACUCAACUGUAACAAACCCAACUUGAUAUAUUUAUGCCCAAAGCUCAGAAGUUGUAAAUCUGAUAGUCACCUUCUACUUUCGUUUGAAACAAGUACAAAAACGUCUAAAGAUGCUACCACUGAAACAGACAGCUUAGUGAGCCCAUUGUUUAGUGAUUAUAAAACAAAAGCUGUAAAUGAGGUGAAGAACUUGAAGAACGUUUUUGUUGACUUUAAAUGCCACUUGAAGGGGGAAACUGAAUUGAUUUUAGGAAGCAUUUUUCAAGAAAUAAUGUCUGAUUUAACCCAAGCCAUUCCAUCUCUUUCUUCUGUUACUGCUGAAGUUUUUGUUGACCAAAAUGAGUCUGAUAAAGAAGACUUACUUUCUAAUGUUGAUAUCUGCUCAGUAGCUUCUGACAUUGUAGAAAGUAUGCUUGAGAAGCUAGAGUUUGCAGUUGAAAAAAAGUAUGUUGAGAUAUUUUCACAAGAAGAUUUGUCUAUCAACAUUUCACCAGUAUUAACAGAUAAUGGGGAAUAUUUUAUGUCAUCAAAUGGAAAGCCAUCGGAAGCUUCUCUGCCUUGUACUUUGGAACCCAUGAAUGACAUUGCAGAAGAUAUGGUGCAAGCCAUUUUAGAAAAGCUGAUGUGCCUCACAUAUAGCAAGCAAAAUGAAAUUACUCAUUUUCAAGAUACAAAUGAACUUUCCAAUCAGCAAAGUAAGAGAGAUUCACCAUAUAUGAUGUGCCAGCCAGAUAGCAGCAAUAAAUGUAGUGCCCGACUUGACACGGCUAAUUUAAUUCUGAAAGAAGAAGUACAAGGUUUAAUGUCACAUGUUUUUUCUCAGUCAUCUUUGGUGGGUCAUAUAAAGGAAGCAGUCAGUGUUAUACUAGGUUAUGUCCAAGCUGAACUCAAUAAUGAGCGGCUAAUUGCAUCUGAAGACACAGUUGCACUCCUUCAGAUACUUGAUGAUAUCUUCUCUAAGCUCCAUGAAGAACCAGUACAAGCUGAUGAUCAAAAAAGUAAACAACCUAAGGAGAGGAAUGCUGACAUUGAAGAAAAAUACAGACUUGCUGGCACUAGAUUAUCAAAUAGUCCCAGGUCUAGGUCAUUUCCACCUGUUAAUGUUCCAGGCAUGGUAGUUUAUUCUGAGGAUGAUAAUGAAGAAAUAAACAAAAUUGUGAAUACUGUUCUUGAUUCAUCUGUCAGAGAUGAAAAAGAAAAAUCUCAAGAAAAUACUUCUGAUCAUUGGUUUACAAAGGGAAACACUUAUUUUGAAAACAAAAAUGGCACUAGAUUGUCCAGUAAACCACCUUCUCAAAGCAAAGCUGCAUUGCAUGACUGGGGAUUAAAGACCGAGCUACCACCUCUUAUUAAUGAAAGCAUUUUAAAGAAAAAAUGCUUGCAUAAAGACACUUCCAUUUUCAGCCAAGAACAAAAGCAGCAAAUACAAAUGGCUUCAGAAACCAUAGUUAAAGAUAUUUUAGCAGAAAUGUUCAAGGACACAUCUUGCAUUCCUCCUGGACACGUAGGCUGCAAAAGUAGCAAAGACACUUCAGUUCUUGUUUCAGAAAAACCUCAGGAAUCAUCACAUCAGGAACAUAUGGACCAGAUGUUCUCUGUGUCAGAAAUUAGUUCACUGUCUCAAGAAAUAACAGAUACAGUGAUAAAUAUACUUCAUAAAGCAUCACACCAUAUUAACAAUACUGCUAAAUACUCUGUUUCAUCAUCAGCUCUUCAGACUCAUGUGGAUAAUUUUGAUACUUCCCACACAGUCAAAGACAUGCCAAAUAAAAAACCAUUAAAAAUAUGGUUUGACAGUGACAAGAAAAUGAAAUAUUUAUCUUCAAUCAAUGUAGAUCCUGUAAGACCUUCUUGGCUGAAUUCUGAAGAAAGUGAUCCUAAACCUGUAGAUGACAUUAUACAUAAAAUCAUUAAUACAGUUUUUAAAAGGCUGAAGGCAUUUAUUUGCCCCAAAUUGCGAAUCAGGUCAAAGCCUUUACUUGUUAAGCACUCUUCAUUACAGUCUCAUCUUAGCACUUACACAGCAAAAGUAGUACACAUUGUUUUACGUGCUAUCCAGAAUGAAUUGGAACACAACAAAAAAGUCUUAUGUAUUACGAAGACAGACCAUGCCAGAAUCCUUCCAAGUAAAGGAUUUUUUGUUAAUGCUGAAAAGAAGUUUGGAUCUCUCGUCAUAAAUCCUAGUGAUGAUGUUAUGGGGAGCCCAUUAUUAACUUUAAUUUGUGAGAUUUUAUUAAGUGGAAAUGAAAGACAAGGAAAUGUUUUACUCCCUUCAGGAAAAGCAAGGUCUGAAGCCUCAGAUGAAUGUGAUAAUGCUGAUAAGCAACACAUUUUUUCAACUAGUCAGAAUUCAUUUCGCAAAUCUUUGGCCAAGCCAUGUACUUUGCACAGUGUCAGUGACACAAAAGAUCUCAAAAAGAAAGUCAAAUUGCAAGUGUUAGAUAGAAUUGGAGAGACAGUGCAUGAAAUGAUAGGCAAACUCACACGAGCCCACCCUCACUGUCAGCCAUGUGGUAGUCAGCAAACUACAGAGAAGACAAACAGUGAUCAGGAAAUGACUACUUCAAUGCAAUCUAACGUAAAGCUCAUUUCCAAAACAAUUUUGGAAUAUGUCCUUGCAAAAUUAUGUGAUUUUGACUUGGAUACCAGUUUGGGAAAUUCUGAAUUUAAACCUGUCUCAGAGUCUCUUAAUAUUGACAGUUUAUCAUUUGAAUCGAUUAUUGAACAGGUGACCAAAUGCACCAGCAUAAUUUCAAGAAUGAUCCAGGGGGAUAAUAACGAGGUAACUAAAAUCAAGGAACAAACUGCUUCUCCCAUGUUUUCCAAAGUGGGGAGCACAGAAGAAACACAGACAAACAAAUUGAAAGUUAUAGCAUCAGAUAUUCUUAAUACGGUUUUUGCUAAACUAGAAGGAUUUGCAAAUGGAAAUUUAGAAACUCUGGGUGUUAUUAAAGAUAAAAAUAAAAACAGCAGUAAUAUGGAUUGGAAAUGUGAAAGUCAUAGUGUUUUCACAGAUACACAUGAAGAACCAUUGCAUUCCAUUCUAUACAUGCAAGCCAAGAAGGUCUCAAGUACUAUUUUGAAGGCAAUUCAAACAGAAUUAAAUAUGAACCCUUCAGGAUUGAAGACAAGUGUAAAAACCUCACCACCUGAGACACAAAUGCUUAAGAAUAUAGUCAAUUUAAUUUCAGAUGCAGUCUCCUCAGAUAUAUUUAGUGAAACUGAACCUGCGGAAGAGGACAUUAAAACUUACCAAUACAAGCCAUCUUAUGGAAAUCUUCCUGGAGGAGCUGAAUCAGAUUCACUUCCAGAUGAUGAUACACAAACAAUGAACGAAUUCAUCAGAGAGAGCACAUUAGUCAGAGAAGAAACUAACUUCCAUGCUCUUAAGCGAUGGAUUCUACAAAGAACCUUAAACAAAAUGGAAGUGAAGCUUAAGGAAGCAUGUAAAUCUCCAGUUGCUCCCAUUAUUAAAAAUAUCUUGAAUGAAAUUUUUCAAACUGCUUUUACCAAUCAAUUAAAUGUGCAAGGCAUGCCUCACAAUGUUUUUGAGCCAACUGCUCAUACAUCUGUUCAAUUUGUAGAUAGCACAAUACAUCCUUUAGUGUCUGACACAGAUGUUACCAUAGUGGCAAAUGAUGUGGUUAAGACUGUUUUUCAUAAACUUCAUUCAGCUGUAAUGACAGAAACAAAUGUGAGAGAAAACAGGUAUAAAACCAUUACGUUUUCAGCAAAUGUCUCAUUUCAAAAGCACGCCUAUGGAGGAAACUCUUCUGUUACUUUGUUGGACAGAAACCCAUGUACCCUUCAAACAAGAUUCAGUGUUGACAAACAAAUUAAAAUGAGUAUAACUGAAGACAUUAUACAGGAAAUAUUGACAAUUUUGGAAACUUUUGCUACUUCCAAAAUAGAAUCUCUGUUUUCUCCCCAACUCAGCACCAUAGCUCCAGUAGCUUUAUCUAGUCAGCAAAGUAAGAGUACAUUUAGCAAAUCAUUAUCAUCUGAAGACUCACACUAUGAUGAACAACUUUCCUGUGGCUCAGUGGAUCAUAUUAAAUCAGGAAAGACCAACUCAUUGUGCCAAUUACCUAUGUCAAAAUUAAAUACAUAUGCAACAGAAGUGGCUAGAAAGAUUUUACAAGGAAUCAAACAUGAGUUAGAUAGAGAAAGGGAAAGUCCUUCCUUAACACAUAAUGUUGUGGCUCCAGAAAGUAUUGCAAGUCAGGUUGUUAACUCCAUGUUGACUAUUGUGUCAUGUAAAAGCAAAUAUAACAAAAACAAUUCUAACAAACAGAAUGAUUCAGAUCAGCAAGGAAGUAUUUUUAAAACCCUGUUCAAUAAGCCUGAAUAUCAAAAAACACUACAGACUCAAAUUCAAGAUGCUGUUCAAGACAUAAUAAAUGACAUUUAUGAAAAAACACUGUAUUAUAAUAUCUCAUUUCCUGCAUCUACUAUGAAAUAUGGCAUGACUGAUGAACAUUUGGAAACAAAUUCUGAAAUGUUCAUUGAAGAUGCAAAGAUUAUUCCUAAGUUUUCACUUCCUAAGUCAGAUGUCAUUUUGCUAGCUAAUGAUAUUGUCAAUAUUAUUCUUCAUAAUCUUAGUUCUGCUGUUAUGCUUCGUAUGAAUGCAAUACUUGCUACUUCUGCAAGAUCGCAUGUGACCACUUACGAUACAUUUCCAAAAAAUGAAUUGGAAAGAGAACAUAUUCCACAUUCACAAAAUCAGAAAUCAGCUUAUGCUGAUGAUAACCAGACAACUGAAGUGGAGAAUGAAGAAACCAAAAAAUUUCUCAACCCAUAUGAGGAAAAUGCUAACACCAUUACUAAGACUAUUUCCAGUAGGUUAGAAGCCUUUAUGGCAGAAACAAUGGAUUCAAUAAUGACUCUUGCUUUCCAGAAUAAGAUAAGAUCAAUUGUCAUCCCAGAAUUGGAAAUUCACAAACAAGAUGGUUGCAGUUUGGAUGAAUCAAGACAAGUGGAAUCUGAUGUAAAUGUACUGAAAGUAUCAACUGAACCUGAUCUCAGUCAACAGCUUACACAUUCUGCUUUUGCUAGUUACAGAGAAAAGAAUGGAUAUACAAUUAAUUUAUCACAAACGAGUCUUAUAGAAGGUGCAGAGUUCAUUGCCAGUACUACUUUGAAACUUAUUAAAAAUGACAUAGACUUAGAAUUCCAAAAAAUGCAUCAAUACUCUAACAAUAUUUCCUUCCAGGAAACCAUCAUUGUGAGUGAAAUUGUCAACAGUAUCUUAAAGAUUUUGUAUGGUAACAGGUCUGCAAGUAAUAUAUUGCUGGGAGACAAAGAGAAAGAAAAAAACACCAAGUUAUCUCUGUUAACAGAGUAUCCAUUAGAACAGAAACAAAUAACAUUAGUAAAAGAAAGCCAGAGAAUUCUUUUGGAAGACCUAUUUAUGAAAAAGAGAGAAUUGAAACAAAAAGAAAAAACUGAAUUGCUUAGUGCAGUGGAAGAAAUUCUGAAAAAGUUAGAUCAAAGAGUAAUACAAGUUAUAGGUGAUUUACUGCCAUUUAAUGAAAUCCCCUGUUUUAAUUCUAAAAUUGAGACAGAUAUAACACAUAAAAACCGUUUCCAUAGUGAAGCAAAGGACAUCCUUGAGAGUGUUUUAGAGAAAAUAUACUCUUUAGUUGUGACAUUAUUAAGUGAAAAUACUAAAAGAGGACAAACAGAAACAUCCGAGAGCAGUGAUACCUCGAAACUAUCUUCUUUCAGAGAAACAAAGCAAUCAGGGAAGGCAAGUAACUCUCCCAGGUAUGUGGUAACACCAGUUUAUCCUUCAGCAGAGAACCAAAGGCUUUCUGUGUUUGGAAACACUUUUUGGCAAUAUUCGCCAUUACAAGUAGGGAAAGAUUUAGUACAAAUGGUUCUCAAUAAAAUCACAAAGUUUUUGUUCCUGCAUCUAGAAGAGAGUUUAUCCUCUGAAGAUGGUUUGGAUGAGUUGCAACUUCCAAGAUUACGUAAUUCUAAAAUCAGCUCUAAGGGCAGCCCAAAGCCAAGUUUGAAAAUGGGUUUAAAACCAAGGACAAAAAUUACUUCAUUGCCAAAAUGUAGAACUAAGCAAAACCUUGGACCUAGUGGUAGUAAAGUCAAAAGCAAGAACAGGUUAAGUCCUGGAGAGAAGAUCCCCAAAGGCAACUGGUCCAGUGUUGCCGUUGAUCAGCCAUACAGUGUAUCGAUAGCAGAUGCCAAAAAUUUACUCAAAGCAAAACUGCCCACUUCAGAACUAAAAAUAUAUGCCAAGGAUAUUAUCAUCAGUAUUCUGGAAAAAAUUGUGAAAGAGUUUGAAAAAGUGAAACAGACUAAAGGAAUGGAAAAUAUAGCAGCUUUACAAUCUGAUCAUAUUCUGGAAGCGAGUAAAAUAGUGAGCACAGUUUUGCAGGAACUAUAUGCUUCAGAUAACCACAAUUUGAGUCGUUCAACCAAAUUGUCAUAUUUGGAUCGUCUCAAACCUUCCCAGGGGAUCCCGAGUGCAGGGUCACUUGCCGAACAACAGUCUUGUUUUUAUUUGGAAAAUGUUUCUUCACAGCUAGAACAGAUUUUUCCUAAAGAUGGCAUAUUUAAGCAGAUGUUUGACAAAUGGCAAACAGAAUCAAAUGACAAGGAAAGUGACAAAUACAAGCUAUUGAUGAUAGCUGAAAAUAUUUUGACUGAAAUUUCAAUAAAGGCAAAAGAUUUAGAGUAUUCUCUUUCACUUUUAAAUUUGCCACAUUUUGAAGAUCGUGAGAGUAUGUUCUAUACUCAUUAUAAUGGAGUUUCUUCUAGAGCUGAGGAUGCCAAAGCACAAAUUAAUAUGUUUGGAAGGGAAAUUGUUGAAAUGCUAUUUGAAAAACUGCAGUUGUGUUUUUUGUCCCAGAUGCCUAGUAUGGAUAGUAAAGAAACUCUACCAAAUAGGAAAGAGCACAUUACUGCUACCAGUCAGCACAGCUUUCCAGCCAAACACAUGCUCAGCAACUUACCAGAGUAUAAUAUGAAGACAAAAGAUCAAAUGUCUAUGGACUCUAGCAACCAAAUUGUUCAAGAGAUUGUACAAAGGGUUUUAGAUAUUUUAGAGUCAUUUGUAGACUUGCAAUUUAAGCAUAUCUCUAAAUAUGAGUUCUCUGAAAUAGUGAAAAUGCCAAUAGAAACCCUUUUUCCUGUCCACCAGCGAUUAUUAAGUAAAAAGAUGUUGCCAAAAUUACAACCAUUAAAAAGGUCUUCUGCUGAAUCCAUGUCAAACACUCCUAUUUCCAAAGAAAACAUUCAGAAUACCCUGCUAGAGGUUCAUUCAUUCCAUUCAGAAUUGCUUACAUAUGCUGUUGCUAUUGUCAGUGACAUGCUGGAUACAGUUAAGAACAAGCUAGACAAAGAAAUAAGCCAAAUGGAACCAUCUUCCAGUAGCGUUUUGAAAGAGAACACUGUAGCAAGUGAGAUCAUUGGCACGCUGAUGGAUCAGUGUGCUCAUUUCCAUGAAUCUCUGAUCAAAAACUUUCCAAAGGAAAGUCUGUUUCAAGGGUCAGAAAAAACUUACGUUGUCAAUCACACAGAGUUAGCAACUAAUAUGAAAAUGUCCAAAUCAAAGACAAAAGAAACCAGUUUGGGAAAUAAUCCCCCACAAAGGAGAAUCCCAGGCCACUUGCUUCCUUCAGAGGAAAAUGUAAAACACAAAUACAAGGUUCCAUCAGAUCUAAUCUCCCAUGCCAAUUCUUCUGUGGAAAGCAAAUAUCAAAGCUCAAAGCCAGCAGAAAGGCCACAUUCGAAAAUUAUGUCAUCAUGCUUCAGAAAUAAAAUACAAAGCCCAAGGCCAAAAAAAAUCAAAUUUAGCCAUUUUGAUGAAGUGGUGAAGAAAAAUAGUUCAUUCUCAGAAGAUAGUGUCUUAAAAAGACUAUCAAGGAAAGCAAAUGACUCCACAGAAGCAGCAUUUAAGCAGGUCAUGUCAUUCAUAGAAGGGGGAAAAGGUGAAAAUCCCAGAGUAUUUUAUUAUGAGACUCCAAAACCAUUGGUUGAGUCAAAUCAAAUUCAGACAACAGUUUCUCCACUCAAAAUAUGUUUAGCUGCAGAAAAUAUUGUUAAUACUGUGUUGUCAAAUUAUGACUUUCCAAGCCAAUUGCACCCCAAUGGAAGCAUGGAAACAAUUAAACCAUUUUUCAUAUCAAAGCAAAGUCCUUUGACUGAAAUAUCUGGUGGACAAAAGAAUGAAGAGACAAGUCUACUUAGAAUUUGGAGUAAAAGAAUAAAUUUUAUGCUUAAAAAAGAAAACAAAAAUCCUGAAUCCAGCACAGAUUUUCCUUUAUUGCAAAAAUGGCAAAAUAGCCAGUACACAACGAAAAUAGAGACCCUAAAAGAAAUUGAAGCCAUUUCUUUUGCUGAUCAUGAACUAGGUCCUAAUGAAAUUCAUUUGGUAGCAAGACAUGUCACCACAUCAGUCAUCACACACUUCAAAAACUUUAAAACUAGAGUUUCCACAGAGGAGAUGGUGUCUAUUGUUUCUACACUGUCAAUGAAAAAAUAUGAACAGAAACAGCCUCUGAGAAGCAUAUAUCAUCAUUCUUCAAUUUAUCAAUUUUGUGAACAUCUCACCAAGUCAGUAAUUUACCAUUUAGCUUCCAGCAUUUCUGGUGACACUAAAAAGUAUAAAGAGAAAGAGAAAAUAUGGGAAAUGCAAGAUGCAGCAUUCAACAAGAUGAUUUCAAUUCAUUCUCACAUAUUUGGAAGCAGGUCAAUUUCUAUUGGAGAACUUGCUUUAAGCAUUUCUGAAAUAGUUAUUGAAAUCCUUUUUAAUGGUAACAUUAUAGAAGCUGACAUUGCACAACAAGUUAUUUCCAUAAAAACAAAAUAUAUUUACUGUUCAGGAGUAGCUUCUGCUGAUUUUGAUAAUCUUUUUCAAGAUCUCUUAAUAGGAGUGAUUCAUGUUCUAUCCAAAGAAAUAGGAAUAAAUCAUCACUUUGAAAGCAGUGGAACAAACCAAUCACUUUCCUCACUUAGAAGCAAUAGUAUGUCUAUUUGCAGCAAAACAAAUACGGUAGAAAGACUGAUAGACUCCAUAGAUUCUGAAUCAUCAACCCACCAAGUUGAUCAGCUCAUUCAAAAAAAUAAAUUAAAUUAUCUUGCACAAAAGUUAGACCACCUAGCUGGUAGUCUAACAACUCAAGAAUCCAAAGAAGUAGUCAGUAAAGUUUUUGAUAUUGUUUUAGAUUUAUUUAUGCCAGAUGAAUGCCCAGAUGGAGCUGUGGACCCUGGUGAAUUAGCACAAGCAUUUUGCUCUUCCCCACAUAAUCAAAGCAAUCAAAGUGACAUCCAAAGUAGAGGUAACCUGGGACUAUCUCCAAAGUUAGUCUUUCUUCUCAAUGUUGUCUGUGAGAAACUUAUUAGAACACUUUUGGAAAAAUGCACUAGCACUGUUUUUCUUGAUAGUGGUUCUUCUUCUGAUGAAACAUCAACAAAGGAAAAUCAGCUUUCAAGAAUACUUCAAAGUUUAGAAGAUGGUGAAUUUGAUUUUUUUAAGGAAAAAAAUUGUGAGCAAUUUCAACAAGAUUCCAUGUUAGAUCUUUCAGAAAAUCUGACAGAAAUGGAUCAAAAUACGUUGUCAUCAGACACCAUGCUUACUGCUAUUUCCCAUAGAUUGGUUAAAUCCUUGAUGGAGAAACUAUCCCAAAGCCUACAACAAGCUUCUGAAAGUCCACCUUUUAAAAACAAGCUGUUGAACUGUAGAACAAGAGAAACACAGUAUAGUUUCACAAAAUUACCAAAAACAGAAUUAACAGAUUUAGGACAAGGACAAAGCAAUAGUUCUUUGGGAUUCAUGAGUGAUGAUGGUAAUUACUUGACUAAAUCCCUGGAAAAUCCCAUUUCAAUUUGUUCCAAAGCAAAAGAUCCAUUGAGCAAGCAAUACACAGUCAAAUCUUCUUUUCUUAAAAGGCAAGAGGCAAAGGAAAUGAAGGCAAUUGGGUUUACCAACAGGCUACACCGAAGAGAUACGAACAUUGGUGUCUUUUCAGCCACAUUUUUGGAGGAAAUAAUUUCAGAAUUGUUUUUUAAUCUGUCUACCACUUUGUGGAGCAAAUACAAAAGUAUCACUGAGGCUCAGCUCAAUGAAACAAAUGCAUUAUUCAUCAACAUUAUAGUGAGUGAGUUAAAUAAUGCACAAGUUACUGUUCUACGGAAUGCUGAAGAAAAGCUUUGUUUCCCACCUGUGCAAAAAGAAACUGUUAAGAAGAUUGUUGACUCCAUUUAUCAUGAUGUUCUACACCAAUAUGAAUUGAAAGUAACCUGUGGUAACAAUACAAUGUAUGACAAUACCUCAGUAGUAGAACAAAUAACUAAUGACAUAUUAUUAGAGAUUUUAGAUUACCAGUUGCCAUCCAAUUUCAGUGCAAAGCUCCCAUUUCACUCAUAUUACUCUCUCAGAGCAGACAUUAUACUGCAGAAACUUCAAAACAAUCUAAGAAAGUUUAUUUGCCAGCCUAAGUCUUCAACAACAUAUAGCACUAUGUUAUCACAGUCAUUUUUAGAAGAUGCCAUCAAGAGACUUUUAUUUCAGCUCUUUCCUGCCCCCAGUAAGGCUUUCUCCAUGGGAAAAAAUUAUUUAAUGAGUUCAGAUUUUAAUGAAAUGUCCAGAUGCAUAAUAAACAAGGUUAUAUCAGCCAUUUCAAAACAUAAAAUUGGGUUUACUAUAUGUGAUAAUCAGUAUCUGUGCCAAGGAAAAAACCUUGAAACAAUGGUCAAUUCAAUUUACAGUAAUAUUUUGCAAAUUUCUGAAUCUCUUGACUCAAUACAGAGAGGCAUUAUCAGCCGAACCCCAGCUGUGGUGGACAGAAUUACCAGUUUUAUUAUCCAAGAGAUCAUUGACAAUCAUCUUCAGCAGUUUUUGGGUGGAGAGAUUUUACCCCGUCCAGGAUCUCCACUGGAUUCUGUAUCUGACAUGGUUAAAGAGAUUCUCAGUGAAGCCAUAGAGUCACACAGACCCCAGCAGCACCCACACUUUAAUACUCACCCGGAUACAAUUGUAAGAAAUAUUGUUACCAGACUUUUAUCAAAAAUUUUCAGCCCAAAGCAUAGCACUGAAGUUGAGUUAGACGAAAUGACACAGAAAAUAGUUAACUUAAUAAGUAACCAUCUGGACAAGAAUAAAAGUCACGCUUUGCGUAACUACAGAGAGCAGUGUUUCCCCUCUAUCGAUACAGAUACUGUGGAUGAACUUGUCACCUCAGUUUAUGGAAAUGUUUUAAAGCAGCUUGGCUUAGAUACUGACACCGAAAAAGAGCUUAAAGAUGGUGAAGUCUUUGUGGAAAAUAUUGCCAAUUUGAUUGUAGCAAAUAUUUCAGAUUCCCUUCUUCAACCAUUCUUUUCUGGGGAUUUGUCAGCUUCUUCCUAUCCCAUCCGAAUGGCAGACACUAUUGUUCAUGAUGUCAUUAGUAACAUUAGCAAGCCUACCAAACUAAACCAGACUUUAUCAUCAUAUAAUACCUUGCUGCCAUACACAUUUUUAGAAGACAUGAUCAGAGUGCUACUGUGUAGGCUGUUUCCUUGUGCAUCUAACAUGGUUUUAAACAGAGAAUCUCCAAAAGAUGCAUCGGAAGUGAAUUUCAAUGAAAUUGCUUCUAACCUUAUCAGUGAUAUUAGAAUGAAAAUUUGCCAGCAUGAAAUUCGAUUUUCAAAAGAUGAAGAAGAAACCAAGUUUGCUUAUUCAGAAGAUGAUGUACAGCAUCUUGUUAAUUCAGUACUUAACAAUAUUUCACAAAACUCUGGCUCUCAAGAGUUAGCUGAACAAAAUAUUACAAGCAGUAAUGAUGCUCUUAUUGAUAGAAUUGCAGGUUUUAUCAUUAAAUAUGUCUGUCAAAAACAUCUUCAUCCAUUUUUGGAUGGAAAAUCGUUAUCUUCUUCAUCAUACACAAAUUUUGAUGAUGAGCAAAUGCAAUUAUUUUAUGUUAGUGCUUACUCCUCAGAAUUUUUAGAAGACAUUGUCUGUGGAGUCUUAAGUAAAAUAUUCCACAGGGUAAUAGGCAUUGUACAAACAAAAUUAGAAAGACACUCUGAAGAUGAACUGUUUGAUAAAGCUGAAGAACUUAUUCACUUGAUAAUAGACGAAUUCUCAAAAUCCAAAAUUAGCAUUAUAGAUAGUGCUGAAGGACGACUGUAUUUACCUCAAGUAGAGAAAGAUGUAGUAAAAAAAAUUAUUGACACAGUGUACAGCAAAGUUUUACAAGAAUAUGAAAUGAGAACAAUGCCUGGUGAAGAUUUUCUAUAUGACACAAUAACAUUGGCUGCAAAGAUAACUAAAGUCAUCCUGGCUGAAAUUUUUGACUUCCAAAUUCAUCCUGAUAUUAUUGAAAAUCUGCCUAGCAAGUCAUAUUCCAAACUCAACGCAAAUGUUUUGAUUAAGAGAGUUCAGCAUGAUAUUAGUAAAUCACUAUUGCGAGGAAAGUCUUCUACAAUAUAUACUACCAUGUUACCACAUACUCAUUUGGAAAAAAUAGUCACUCAGCUUAUAUCCCAGAUGAGUCCAUUUGACUCUAGUUUAGAAGAUUUAGAUGCUUGUCAAUCAGACUUAAACAAUACUGUUAUAAAAUUGAUAAACGAAAUCAUGUCAAUAAUUUCAAAGCAUGCAAUAUGUAUUAUAAAACAUGGUAAUGAAAAACAAAACAUGUUUUCAGAAAAAGAUAUGCAGUCCAUGAUUGAUUCCAUUUCUGCUGAUCUUUCUUACUCAAACUUGUACCAGUCUCUUACAAAAGAUAAAAAAGGCAAAAGUAACAUACCUGUUUCAAAGAUAGCAAGCCUUAUAAUAAAAGAAAUUUUUAACCAUCAUCUCCAGUCAUUUUUAACUGGAGAUAAAACUCUCCUUUCAGCUCCGGUUGAUAGAACUUAUAAACAGAAAGAACUAGAUCCUAAACAUAGAAAAUUAUCUCUCAUUGUGAACUCCGCUGUCUUUUUUGAAGAAGUAAUUUCUGAACUUUUGUGCAAAAUCCUUUAUGCAUUCACAAAUAAUGUCUCAGCUGCUGAAAACCUAGAUAGAGCAAAAGCCAGAAUUACUGACAUCGUUACUGCUUUAGUCAAAUCAAUUGUUCUGGAGUUUACCACAUCAGAGAUUUUGGUUGCAGACAGCAUUGAUGAAAAUUUACAUUUUUCAGAAGGAUACAAAGAAAUGGUUCAAAACACAGUAAACAUAAUUUAUGAAAAAAUAUUAGAUGAAUAUAAAUCUCUGAUUCAAGUAUAUAGGGUUAUUCAAAGUGAUACUGAUUCCUUUGGAAAGAAAAUAUAUAACUUGCUACUGGAAGAAAUUUACGAUUAUCAGGUACAGUCAUUAGUUUCAGGAGAAUUACUGUCUGCUUCCUACUCUUCACUUCGAGCUGAUAAUAUCAUUAGAAAUGUGCUCAACAUCAUCAUGAAAGAUAGCUAUGCCUUGCCGUCAUGCAUUACAGUGCUGCCUCAUUCUCUAUUAGAAGAUAUGGUUUACAAACUUUUAGUGCAUAUCUUCCCUUCAUCCAAUACAGAACAUGAACUUAAAGAGGAAGAGGUUUUAUCAGAUUAUGAGUCAGUGGAUGCAGCUUCAAAAUUGACUGAUGAAAUUAUAAAAGAAAUUUCUGAACAUGAGAUCCGACUCGCCACAGCAGAGGAGAAUGCAGAAAGCAUACAAUUAGAAGCAAUUGAAAAUUUUGCUGAUUCCAUAUGUAAUAAUAUUUUGAAAAACUCUGAAUUUCAAGCUGAAGUACAUAGAGACACAGACAAAAAACAAGGCUCAUUUCUCAGUAAAAUAGCCAGUUUCAUUCUGAAGGCAAUAAUGGAUCAUCAUUUAAAACCAUUUUUACAUGAUGAGGAAUCAUCUUCCAGUGACUUACCUGACCAUGUAACUGUACUUGCUAAAUCUGGUAAAGAAAAGGCACAGCCUGCUCUAUAUUCAGCUACAUUUUUGGAAGAUGUAAUUGUUAACCUUGUGCACAAAUUUUGUGCUGUCCCAGCUGUCAUUGAAGAUCCCAAGAAAAAAGAAAGGUCAGAACCUGAUAUUGUGGGCUUGGCUAUAAAGUUUGCAAACUCUUUGAUAGGGGAAUUUACAAAGAAUGAAAUUAAAAUUUUACCUCAUGCUGAGGACAUAUUUCCUUUUCCACCAAUUGAUAAAGAAGCAGUUGAUAAAAUAUCCAAUUUUGUAUAUGAUCAGUUCAUUGGAAAAUAUUCAUCUGAUGUGAUACCUAAAAAUGAUAACAAUAACUUUGUUGUGGAAGUGAUUGCCACUUUAGCCCAGAAGGCAAUAUCUGCAUUUAAGAUUCAACCACUUUUUUCAGGAGAUUGGUCUUCCACUUUCUUUUCAUUUCUAAAUCCAGAAAACAUCACCCAAAGGGUUCAAAAAAUACCACCAAAAACUACUCAAAUAACUAGGUGCUUAAGUUGGAACCAACUUAUUCUGCCAGAAAAAUCAUCAAAACAUAGUUCUGUAAGCUCAGAUCACAAAACCACAAUGGACACUCUGGAAGUAAACAGAAUGAAUAAAACAAAAAGUGUCAAAACGAAGAAUACAUCCAUGAAAAAAAUUGAUAUCAAAAAACCAGUACCUAACACUGUAACUGCCAUUUUGAAAGCCAAUACGAUUAACUUGAGAUCAAAGUCAGCUGAAUGUGUGGCAAACAAAAAAGGGGAAGGUGAAAAUAGAUUGAGAAUUUCUAUGCAAAAGCGCAGUGACCAUACAUCAAAAAUUAUUCCAACUAUCAAUAUGAAACAUAAAGAUAUUGAAGAGUCAGAGUUGAAUGAGAUACGUAAAAGAAGUGGAAUUGAGACAAGCAUAUCAUCUCCAAAAGCUGAGAAGGCGUUAGAGGAUGAAUCACACAGACAUAUUUUAGCUUCAUCUGUUGAUACAGAAUGUAAGAAGGAAGUGCUUGAGCCAGAUACUGAAAUAGAAAUUGAAAAAAAGAUCGAGAGUACAGGAGAAAGUUCAUUUAAAAAAGAUGACAAGCCAUUUCAUUUAUUUUGUUUGAAAUCCAAGCAAAGAGAUAUAGGGACUAUCACAGAUAAAACUUUGGAAAAAACCCAAAGGUCACACAAUGAGAAGAGGAGAGACUCUUCAGCUCAAAUAGAUAUGGAUGAGGAACAACAUUCAGAUGAGGAAUAUGUUGAAAACAUCACAGAAAAUAUAUAUGACAAUGUUUUUGAAAUACCUUCUCAAGAAUCAGCCCAUUUUUCAAAAUACAGACACAGCAAGACCUCCCAGGGUGAUAAAAUAUUGAAUGUAAUAAAGGACAUUAGCAAAGACUCCACACCAUCACUUACAACAAAAGAUUUAUUGGCCUCCGUUAACAAAAAUGUCCCUUCCAGAAGGAAAGAAAAGGAACAGAAAGAGAGAGAGAAGGAGAGACGAACUGAAAGGAAAAAAGAGAAAGAAAUGGAAAAAGAAAAAGAUACAGAGAAAGAAAAAAAGAGAGAGACCAAGAAACAGAUACCAAGAGAGAGAGAGAUCAACAGUGAAUCUAGUGAACCAGAUCAUCCUCCGGACUUAGCAAACAGUAAACCUAAGGUCUUUCCAGCUACAUUUUUAGAAGAUGUUGUCAUUGAAAUGGUUAACAAACUGGUAUUUUCCUCCUCACCAGAAACACAAACAUGUGAUAAAUAUUCAAACCUACAUGAUGAUGAUGAUAAUCAAACUGAACUCUAUGACACAGCUAUGAAACUUAUUGAUUCACUUUUAAAAGAGUUUUCAGAUUCUCACAUUAAGGUAUUUAGGCCAGAUAUGAAAAAUCAGUUUCUCCCACCUGCACAUGAAAUCUCUUCAGGUCCUAAAGUACCUUCCAGUUACAAAGAAUCAAGUAGAGAUGAAGCAUUACCCAGCAUCAAAACUAAACCUGUGGAAAAAGUGCCACAUAUGCAUAAACAGCUUUCUUCAGCUAAAGCGCCUUUGCUCAAUGAAAUGCUCUCAAUCGAUAAAACAAUGGUCAAUAAAGUUGUUCAUUCAUCUAUUUGCAACAUUUUGAAGGAAUAUAGAUCUCAAGACUCUAUCUGUAAGAAUAUAAAUUCUAAUGGGGAAAAUUUAGCCAAAAAGCUGACUAGUGCAGUAAUAAAUGAAAUUUUUCAGCACCAGCUUAAUGUGAUUUCUUGUGAUGUUCCAGUUUCAGAAUGCCGGCCUCUAGAAUCAAGAGAUGUUUAUAAAAAAGUCCAAAAGGUGACCCAAACAGCCAGUAAGGAAUGUCAAACGUCAUCACCAUAUACCAUAAUGUUGCCCUAUAAAUUUUUAGAUGAUGUGAUUUCUGCUCUGUUAUCCAAAAUUUUCUCAACAAUAUCCAAUUCCAGCCCCAAAAUAAAAGCUGCUGAGGGCAAUUCAUUCAUGGAACUGGAUUUCCUUCAAAUGAAGUUAGUAAGUAUAGUUGCAAUGGGGAUCUCUAAAAAUGAAGACAUGACUAUUCAAUAUGUAGAAUCCUUACAUUCCAACGAUGAUGAAAUCAUUCAGUUAGUAGUUCAGUCUAUAUAUGAUAAUCUUUUGCCACUGUUUGGGUCACAAGAGAUUAUACAAAAUUGUGUAGCCAGUGGAUGCAGAAUCCUUUCAGAAACUAUAGCUGACUUAGUUAUAAAAGAAAUAACUGGCAAUCAACUGCAGAGGUAUUUUUGUGGAGAGCUAAGUCCAUAUCAAUAUACAGAUGUUGAUAGUAUUGUUGAAAAUAUUCUUAAAGAUAUUAUCCAACCUACUGAUAUCCCACCACUGCAACCACCAAAUGCUCAUAAAAUGUCUUACACCAUUAUGGAAGAAGUUACUGUAAAAUUUUUAUCAAAGAUUUUAGCAGUGCUUCCAAAUGUUCAGAAAGAAAAAACAAAACCUCUAGAAACUGAAAUGCAGAGAAUAAUCUCAAAAAUCUUAAAUUCAGUACAAGAAUUUAUCUCCAAAAGUAAGAUUAAACUAGUACUGCCAGCCAAUGAAUCACCUACUGUAUCUCUAGCUGAAAAUGCAGGCAUUGAAAAAAUAGUUAAUUCUGUUUGUACCAACAUUUUAAAGCACUCUGGUUCUUAUACUUCUAUACUUAAAGACUUACUGGGUAACAGCAAGGUUCUCUCUGAUAUAAUAGGGUUUUUAAUGGUGAAAGAAAUUUCCAAUUCUGAAUUUCAACCUCAAGGAGAGGAAGAAGUAUCAAAUACAGAAUUAGCUCUGGAAGCUGUCAAAAUUAUGGAAAAAGUAAUCAAAAUUACUGAUGAAUUUAAAUUCCAAGACAAAGCUUCAUCUCAAACAUUUUCUGUGUUAGACGGCAAAUUUUUAGAGGAAAUACUGGCCUUGUUGUCGGCUAAACUAGUAAGGCCACCAAAUGCUUCAAGCAAAGACACAAGCAACGUAUCACAGCCUGAAUUAAAUAAAAUUGCCUCUCAAUUGACAAAAUCUGUAACUGCUGAAAUUUCCAAAAGCAAUAUUAGUCUUGUAGCUGCUAAUACUGAAAACACCCUUUCAAAUGCAGAAAAUACAGAAAUGGUUUCCCAGGUUGUUAAUUCUGUUUACAGUAAUGUCUUGCAAUAUUCUGGAACCAACAAAGAAAUUAAUGACAUAAAAGAUACAAAAAUAUUACUCCCUGACAAAGUGGCUAGUUUAAUUAUUGAAGAGGUUUUAAAUUCCCCAUUAAGUACAGGUAACACAAAAAGUGCAGAAUCUGAUCUAUUUGGAGAUCUAGACCUUAAAAGAAUAGUUGAAAAGGCACAAGAACAUGUUAUUAAAGUGACGCCUGACUCAGACAGAGAAGAGUCAGAUCAUGAUUCAUAUGAAGAGGAAUUUCCAAUUAAAAUAAUUCCACAUGUUGGUAGAAAGCCAAUCAAAGUAGAUCCAAAUAUUAUUUCAGAACACUUAGCUGUCAUUUCUGUAAAAACACAACCACUUGAGAAAAUUAAGAUGGAGUGCCUAAGAAGAACUGGACAUAGCAUUGCAGAACUGAGAAAAGCAUCACUAAGUGGGAGAAGUUACUGCUCCUUAGACUCCUGUGCUUUAGGAAACAGAAAAAAAGAAAGGCGCAUCUCGCUGAAUAUGAUAGGACGUCUGGAUGUAAAACCAUUGGAGCCUGUUUGCAGAAAUUCAUUUCAGAGUAUAAGAAAGCCUGAUAUCACCAAGGUAGAGCUAUUGAAAGAUGUCCACUGCAGAAGAGAUCUUAUUACUCGUUUAGUAGCUCACGAUAUUGAGCAUGGAGAUUCAGAAACUAACUUAGAAGAAACCAUUUCCGAUGAAGUUGAGAUUGUUUUAGGAGAAGUUGUUGGACAACAAGAAUGCACACAUGAACUAUGUGAACUUCAACUCAAAGACGCCAUGAAGCCAACAACAAGCAAAGCUGUUACUCCAAAGAAUGCAGUAAGCGCAGGCAGCCUGAAAAGGUUUUUAGCACUCAGCAAAUGCUGUCAUCCUACAUACAGUGCAAAUAUAGAAAAUACUGAAGCCAUCUCAAAUCUGAGAAUAGAAUCUAAUGAGAGGCAAGUUAAAAAAGCUACUGGUAACCUUGACAUGGCCACAACAAAAAUCUUGACUGAAACAAACGCUCCUAGGGAGAAAAAAUUACAAAGUAAGAAGGAAGAAAGGCUUAUUGUUCCUGAACCACCACAUUUCUUACUACAUAGAAUUAUGAGUUCUUCUUCCUACAACCAGGACGAUCUCAUUUCAACUAUCAGUGAGACUGAACAAUACAGCUCAGAUCCCAGUGCUUCGGUAUUAGAAGAAAGCUAUCAGGAGCGAACGCCAGAGCAUGCAAGCAGUGUUAAGUUUAUCACCAUCUUUGAAGGAUCCAAUGAUGCUGCUGGUAGUGCGUAUUCCUCAAAGGAAACCAUUGCAGACUCUCCCAAAGCCAGUAUUUCCAAACAAGGAUCUAAUAUGCUUGCCAAGGUAUCCUCUGCUCUUUCAAAAGUGUUUUCCCGACCUAAUAAUGAUACUUCAAAAUCAUCCUCACCAUCUAACCAGAACAAGCAAUGAAGUUUCUAUUCCUGCAAUAAGUAUGCUUGAUUCCUUUAGAAAUAAAGUAUUUUUAAAGCAUAA